Molecule: messenger RNA, 2945 nt
Organism: Helicoverpa armigera (cotton bollworm)
Lineage: Eukaryota; Metazoa; Arthropoda; Insecta; Lepidoptera; Noctuidae
Gene: psidin
Product: phagocyte signaling impaired
Exons: 11
Coding region: 112-2871 (919 amino acids)
Biological process (GO): N-terminal peptidyl-methionine acetylation
Cellular component (GO): NatB complex; cytoplasm
Molecular function (GO): protein binding
Source: RefSeq, a predicted model, not a curated record
UGUCAAGUGACAUUACCACAGACAAAAAUCGCAAAACAAACGUGCUGUGAAAAAGCCUAAAAAGCACCGAAAGGCAAUUUAUUUUGCGAAAAAAAACUUUAUAAAUGAAAAAUGGCGGUGCGGCCACAGCACAUGCACGACGGUGGUAUUGUAGAGCGUCGGUUGCGACCAAUUUACGACUGGUUGGACAAUGGGAAUAAUAAGAAGGCGCUUCAGGAAGCGGAGAAAGUGCUUAAAAAGAGUCCUUCUCUGCAAGCGGCCCGAGCUCUGAAAGCCCUAGCACUUUUUAGGUUAGGAAAGGGUCCAGAGGCGCACGUAGUUCUUGACGCCCUGGCUGAUGAGAAGCCAAGUGACGACACCACGCUGCAGGCGAUGACGAUAUCCUAUAGAGAAUCUCAGCAAUUGCACAAAGUAUGCAUGCUAUACGAGAAUGCGGUGAGGGCGGAACCAACGAGCGAAGAGUUGCAUUCACAUCUAUUCAUGUCUUACGUCCGGGUCGGAGACUAUCGGUCUCAGCAGCGGGCUGCGAUGGCCCUCUACAAGUUUGCUCCUAAGAACCCUUACUAUUUCUGGGCCGUUAUGAGUAUUGUUUUGCAGGCCAAAACAUCAGAAGAUAACACGAAAAAAGGCAUACUACUCGCCCUCGCCCAAAGAAUGGUUGACAACUUCAUAAGUGAGAACAAAAUGGAGGCUGAACAAGAAGCUCGCCUCUACAUCAUGAUUCUAGAACUCCAAGAAAAAUGGGAGGACAUCUUAAAGUUCAUUGAGAGCCCUCUAUACUCUCAGCUAGUCCCAGGAUCUACCGCCCAGGCCUGCAUACCAUACUUAAAGAAACUCGGCCAAUGGAAACGUCUUAACAUGGUGUGCAAAGAGUUACUAUGGGACAACCAAGACCGAUGGGACUACUACGUCCCAUACUUUGACUCCGUCUUUCAGUUAAUGAAGGAGAAUGAAGAAGACUCAGAGAACUCGAUUGACAAUACUGCGGAAAAGUGCCAUGAAUUCAUCUGUCAAUUGGUUGAGAGUAUGACAUCGGGGCGGACAUUGAGAGGUCCUUAUUUAGCUAGAUUGGAGUUGUGGAAAAGGUUGGCUGUUGACGGUGACCCUACUACCCUCAUUGGCAGUGGGUUGGCGUUGUGUGUGCAAUAUCUGAGGGUGUUCGCGAACAAACCUUGUGCAGUACCAGAUUUGAGGCCUUACCUUGGGAUGAUACCUCAGAAGGAGAGAGAGGAGAAUUGUAGAGAGUUUUUGACGUGUCUCGGUUUUGAUGAGAACAGUGAACCUGAAUCGCCGGAUGACAUCCAACGCCACGUCUCCUGUCUAUCCGCAUGGCGGCUGGUGGCGGCGCCCCUGCCGGCGGGCGAAGCCCUAGCGCUGGCGACCACGCUCCGCAGCCACUACGUGCGCUGUCUCAACAAGGGGCUUGUCACUUCAACCGUCACCGAGUUCUGUGCUACAGACUCUUAUGGCAUACUCGCUGCUCAUCAUUAUUAUUAUGCUGGAGUACAGCAGCAGAGUUCAGCUCCUGUCGUAGAGGCACUAUGCCUACUGGAGCUGGUGUUGCACCACUCGCCAGCUAACUUCCAUGCCAAGCUGCUUCUAGUCAAACUAUACCAUCUGUUAGGUAACGCCCUAGCAGCCGACAGCAUAUACCAGCGUUUAGAAGUGAAACACAUACAACUGGUGUCAUUAGGGUGGCUACACUGUGCCCGCUUAGCCCCCGCCUGCGUGGCUAGCCGGGCCCUGCAGCUGCUGGCAGACACCCGCACCUUCCUCAAACACCACGGCAAGGAUAGCGUGGAACACCUUACCUACGCUUACAAGUAUGGCACAUUCGAGAAGCUGGUGGAGCUAGGUCUGUGGGGGGGGCGGCUGCAGGCCUGCGCGUGGGGGGGCGCGGCGGCGCGGGAGCAGGCUCUGCUGGCGCAGCUCGCUGGCCCGCCCACGUUGCUGCAUCAGCCCGCCCGGCUGCCCGCCGUGCCUACUGACAACCGCGACUUAAACGCGAUCGUGAACUUCGAGCCUCCCCAACUUCAGGACGAGAACUUAAAAGCCCGCACUUUCGACCAAGAAGUGUCCUACCUACGUCUCAAAGACGGCUUGGUGUCGGCCAUAGCUCUAUGCAUAGAGUUGGCCGACAGUCGGCCGACGGAAGAGAAGAAGGCCCACUAUGCACUGUUGAAUACGUGCAUAGACAACUUUAGUGCGGCCAUGGAUAAGUGCCGGCAGGUGUAUUGUGAGAAGGAAAGAAUUAGUAUAUCGGCGCCGUUCCCUUCUAGGAUUAUUGCAUUCGUAAACUCGCCGGUACCAUAUCGGGAACUAUACAGCACGGUGCUCCGCCUGGUGGGCUCGCUGGCGCUGUGCCGCGCGGACGACGCGCACGCCGCCAGCGACGCGGCCGCGCGACUGCUGCCCCGCGCGGACGACCAGCUACGCGCGGAGCUGCAACUCGUCGGCGACGCGGUGUGGAACAUGCGGGAACGACUUGAGAGCCUGUCUAAUUAUCUAGAGUUCGUAGGUAUAAUAACGUUCUUGCUGGGCGUCUGCAACGAGCUGUUCUCACCCGCCAACACCAAGAAAUCGAAGAAGAAAACGAGCCAGUCCCCCGAUGAACUCAAAACUUCAGAGCUGCUGAACAAACUCAACGCAGCUGUACAGAACUCCAUCACGUUCAUAGAAAACAUACUAGACGAAUGGCCUAAGUACAAUUUCCCUAACGAACUGCACGAAACUUUCAGCAAAUUAAUCCUAGACGAAAAAUACCAAAGCCCUGUAGAAAAUAAACUCAAAAACGGACGCGACGACAUGCUCAACGAUGUUAGAAAUAUUCUCAAAAGAAAAUCUAAGUACCUUAAGAGUCUGCUACAAUGAUGCCUUGAGCUUAGUGCUUGUACGAAAUAAUUAAGUAUUGUUUUUUUAUAAUAAAUAUACAUAUCUUGUAAAUA